AUGGAUGAGCACAGGAAGUUUCUGGCAGAUAAGCUACUUAGCGAGGGUCGACCGAUAUCUUAUCGGGCCCUAAGCUCAUCGCUGGAUGUCCAUGUCAACAGAGCUAAAGGCAUGCUCUUCGACUUCCACCGGUAUCAGAAUGAACUGCUCCCAGACUCGAUCUACGCCACAUACCUGGUUUCUGGGUUUGUUGCCGCCACAAAUAAGAUACCAGAUGCUGCUCAAAUAACCAGCUCGUCUGACCUGCCGGAAAGCUUAACACAAGUAGCGAGCAACAGGAAGCUGACGCUUGUUGGGGAAGAAAAUCUGCGAGGAAUUCAUACAAGCGUAACAUCAAUCCAUGUGUAUGGUUUGUCACCAAAUACGAUGAAGGAUUUUUGGCUCUACGAAGAUGCGGUAAACACAAAUGAUAUCAUGAUAGUUGACCGCAAGCAAGCUGGACUACACGACAAGCAUGGGGCAGUCCGCAAUCCGCAUAUGCGUUUGCGAGAUCGGAAAUCACAGCCGAACUCAUCCCCUUCUGGUCAUGUGCAAUCCGUAAAGCAAGAAAGUGAACCGACCAGCCAUAACAGGCAAACAACAAGAGAGCCACCGCGGCAGGGAAAACAACAACCUGUUCCAAAGAAGAAGGAGUUGGCCAGCACUUCAAAUCGACCGGCCCCAAAGACAAUUUUACAAUCGUUUGCAAAGACACCCAUCAAUGCUCCUCAAAAAUCUACGAAGCAGAUUAAGCGAACUGACGAACCCACCGCCGCACUUUCCGAUGAUGGAGAGCCUGAUGACACCGACAUCCUACCUUCCAAAUCCAGCUCAGCGUUGCAUUCCAAGGCAAACUCACGCAAGGAUAGAGAAGACGCCUUAAGGCGCAUGAUGGAAGAGGAGGAGGAGGAGGAGGAGGAGGAGCAUGAUGAUGAUGAUGAUGGUGAGGGAAACAAGCGUGAAGUGAUUGGGUUCGCGCCGAACAUUGAAGCGGGUGAAAACCCGGAGUCCGAGUCCUUACCAGAUGCAGAGCCCGAAUCAGGGAUAUCCUUGACAGCACAGGCCGAUAAGGAGCCUUCAGAGACAAUUUCCAGUUCGGGGGACGGCCGGAGAAGAGGCAAGCGCCGAGUGCUGAAGAAGAAACGAAUAUUGGAUGAUCAAGGAUACAUGGUCACGAUUCAAGAACCGGGGUGGGAGUCCUUUUCUGAGGAUGAGUUCACUCCGCCAGUGAAAAGGCCCACGCCGCCGCCAAUGCAGCCAUCAUCGUCCGCGAAGGCAAAGAAAACAUCAACAAAAGGCUCCCAAGGCAGUAUCAUGUCAUUUUUUGCAAAGAAAUAG
Messenger RNA from Metarhizium acridum CQMa 102, 1317 nucleotides. Its product is annotated as CDC27 protein. The record is from RefSeq and is a predicted model, not a curated record. Gene Ontology annotation, molecular function: DNA-directed DNA polymerase activity. Gene Ontology annotation, biological process: nucleotide-excision repair, DNA gap filling; DNA strand elongation involved in DNA replication; DNA synthesis involved in UV-damage excision repair. NCBI's taxonomy places the organism in Eukaryota, Fungi, Ascomycota, Sordariomycetes, Hypocreales, Clavicipitaceae. Gene Ontology annotation, cellular component: delta DNA polymerase complex; nucleus.